This is a messenger RNA of Octodon degus (degu), 1699 nucleotides long. RefSeq names its product gamma-aminobutyric acid type A receptor alpha6 subunit (gene Gabra6). The record is from RefSeq and is a predicted model, not a curated record. The transcript has 9 exons. Lineage: Eukaryota; Metazoa; Chordata; Mammalia; Rodentia; Octodontidae. Bases 27 to 1388 code for a protein of 453 amino acids. Gene Ontology annotation, biological process: regulation of postsynaptic membrane potential; chloride transport; monoatomic ion transmembrane transport. Gene Ontology annotation, molecular function: inhibitory extracellular ligand-gated monoatomic ion channel activity; GABA-A receptor activity; transmitter-gated monoatomic ion channel activity involved in regulation of postsynaptic membrane potential. Gene Ontology annotation, cellular component: synapse; GABA-A receptor complex; dendrite membrane.
CCAGGAGUGUUCCAGUAAACCACAGGAUGGUGUCACUUCUGCCUUGGCUUUACAUUAUUCUAUGGCUAGAAAAUGCCCAGGCAACUCUAGAAGAUGAAGGCAAUUUCUACUCGGAAAAUGUCAGUCGAAUCUUGGACAACUUGCUUGAAGGCUAUGACAAUCGACUGCGGCCAGGGUUUGGAGGUGCUGUGACUGAAGUCAAAACAGAUAUUUAUGUGACCAGUUUUGGGCCUGUGUCAGAUGUGGAGAUGGAGUAUACGAUGGAUGUUUUCUUCCGUCAGACUUGGACUGAUGAAAGAUUGAAGUUUGUGGGGCCAACUGAGAUCCUGAGUUUAAAUAACCUGAUGGUCAGUAAAAUCUGGACACCUGACACUUUUUUCAGAAAUGGGAAAAAGUCAAUUGCUCACAACAUGACAACUCCUAAUAAACUCUUCAGGAUAAUGCAGAAUGGAACAAUUCUGUACACCAUGAGGCUUACCAUCAAUGCUGACUGUCCCAUGAGACUGGUCAACUUUCCUAUGGAUGGACAUGCUUGUCCACUCAAGUUUGGGAGUUAUGCUUACCCUAAAAGUGAAAUCAUAUAUACGUGGAAAAAAGGACCACUUUACUCAGUAGAGGUCCCCGAAGAAUCUUCCAGCCUCCUCCAGUAUGAUCUGAUUGGCCAGACAGUAUCUAGUGAGACAAUUAAAUCUAACACAGGUGAAUACGUGAUAAUGACAGUUCACUUCCACUUGCAGAGGAAGAUGGGCUACUUCAUGAUCCAGAUAUACACCCCUUGCAUCAUGACAGUCAUUCUUUCUCAGGUGUCCUUCUGGAUUAAUAAGGAGUCAGUCCCAGCAAGAACUGUCUUUGGCAUCACCACUGUUUUAACCAUGACCACCUUAAGCAUCAGUGCCCGGCACUCCUUGCCCAAGGUGUCCUAUGCAACUGCCAUGGAUUGGUUCAUAGCCGUGUGCUUUGCUUUCGUCUUUUCUGCUCUCAUUGAGUUUGCAGCCGUCAACUACUUCACCAACCUUCAGACACAGAGAGCCAAGAGGAAGGCGCAGAUUGCAGCCACAUCCCCAGUGACAACAGCAAAGGCGACUGAACCCUUGGAAGCAGAGAUUGUCGUGCGUUCUGAUUCCAAGUACCACCUGAAGAAAAGGAUCACCUCCUUGACCCUGCCAAUCAUCCCAGCCCCUGAGACCAGCAAAGUUCUCCCAGCAGCACCCAACCUACAGUCAACACCUGUCACACCCCCACCACUCUUGCCAGCCUUUGGGGGCACCAGUAAAAUAGACCAGUAUUCUCGAAUCCUCUUCCCAGUUGCAUUUGCAGGAUUCAACCUUGUGUACUGGGUAGUUUAUCUUUCCAAAGACACGAUGGAUGUGAGUAGCAGUGUGGAAUAGCCUGCAGCAGGACGACCUACGCUCUCCACGUUCUCAUUUUCUGAAUUAAAAAAUAGCAUUGAGACUAGUGUAGCUAUAAAAUCAAAAUUGAAGCUCUGUAACGCAUAGCUUUGAGUAAGCAUGUAUGAAACAAAAGGCAGUAAGGCCACUCUUCAAAACUGAGAGAAAAAUUUGCUGAACAAUAUCUGAUUUUUCUGUACAUUAGAGACAAUGUUAUAAGAGGAUAAGAUGGUUUCAAGAGAAAUUUGCCAAUCUUGGCCCAACACAGUUCAAUAUUUUAAACUGUCACUGUGAAUAACAUUUAGAAGGCA